Molecule: messenger RNA, 855 nt
Organism: Caenorhabditis remanei
Lineage: Eukaryota; Metazoa; Nematoda; Chromadorea; Rhabditida; Rhabditidae
Exons: 4
Coding region: 1-855 (284 amino acids)
Source: RefSeq, a predicted model, not a curated record
AUGAACAACGACGAAGAUAUCUCUCAACAACCUGGUGUCGAAACAGAUGUGUCUGCCGAUGAAACCAAGAAAAAUGCAUUAGCUGAGGCUUCAAUGAAAGCAAGACAAUUGAAAAGCGAUAGAAAGAGAGCUCGAGCUGAAAUAGCACGGUUUCUACGGCAGAAGAAAAGAGAGAAAGCUGAUAAAAAAGUAGUAGAAGAAGAAGUGGGAAGUGAUGAAAAAGAAGAGGAAGAAGAAGUGAAAAGACAAACCCGAUCAAGAUUCAAAAUUGAAGACGCCAAGCAAAAAUCAAAAUUCAAUGAACCGAAAGCAGCUGAAAAUGUAGAAAAACCAGAGAAAAUGAAAUCGCUUGCAAAACGAAUGCACGAAGCGUUGGCGAAGAAACGCGCUAAAAAAGCAAAGCGUGUUGAAAAUCUCCGCUUGGUGAGAGAGAAGUUUCUGAAUCGAAACAGAAAACCGCCAUUCAAUUUUCCGUUCAAAAAAAGAGAAUUUCCAUUGAUUAGACCGGAAAAAGAUGAAGAAUGGACGUUGGAGAGUGAGCGAAUGGGGAUCAAAAAGAAACAGAAGCCGAAAAACGCGAAAAUCAAUCAGAUUGAUGAUUACAAUAUGGAAGAAAUGGUUGAAGAAGUUGAGGCGGAAGAGCCAGAUGCAAUUACACAAAUAAAGACGGAUCCAGAGCAACAGAAGCCCGUCGAAGCUCUGGAUGUGAAAUUGGAGCCGAUUGAGAUGGAUUAUAGCGAAGUUGGAGAAUCGAGUUCUUCAAAUCAAAUGAUUUCUGUAAAAAUUGAAAACUUUGAGCCAGUUAGAUCUGAUAUCACUAUCAAGCAGGAGGAAGCCAGCUCAUCGGACUUCUAA